GGUGGUUGCACCAAGGCCCAAAUUCAUCGGAAAGAAGAUUGACCAUUUUGGUCCGAAGCCCGCGGGAUAUUACCUCUAAAUAACGGCCCGAUGCCUAUUUUCCUAUUUCCCCCCCUCCCCUGUUGCUAGUUGCUACUGAUUUUUUUGUGAAGGCUGGUUGAGGCUGUUUAGGAGCUGAAGAAAACACUCCGUCCGGGAAGCUCGGAGUCGGAGCCUGUUUACAGAGAGAGCAACAAGAAAAUCCCAUCCUCAUUGGUUACUCAAUCAAUGCUGCGAGGAGAGAACGAUGAAGAAGACAGUGCCGCAGUUCCUCUGGAAUUCUUAUGAAGCGACGGACCGUGAGAUCAGGCAAGAAGGCGAAGGAAUGUCAAGGGAGGAAGGCUCUAAAGGAGACGACGUUGAUGAAAGCGAUGGAACCCAAGUUAUCCAAUGCAUGAUAACAUUUCGCAAGCAGGAUAUCACCCAUCAGAAAGAAGGGUAUUGGGGAAAGUACGGUCUAUGGAGGCAAGAGCAGAAAACUAGAGCAGCAAGGCUACAGAAACAACUCAAGGCAAGAUGGGAAUCCGAGGAAUCAAUUCAUGACCAGUUGAAUAGAUUCCAUGCUCACUAUCAUCGUUUCAUCAUCCCUACCAAGCUCAACGACGUCUCUCAGCUUCUCAUGCCUAGCUCUGCACCCCCACACGAGCUAGCCACUCUGGCAUGGCUAGGAGACUGGCGCCCCUCAUCAAUUCUGGAGCUCCUAUGCGGACUAGCUCACUGCUCUUCUUCCAGCUCAUCAGAUGAAAGUAACAUGUCGCAGCUGAUGCACGAGAUAAGGAUCGAGGAGGCGGUGAUUGAUGAGGAAAUGGCCGAGAUUCAGGCCACGUGUGUCCUCCAUCUGCCCUUUGUGAAUAGCCCGCAGCAAUCAGGGUAUGGUGAUGAGAUGGGCUGCAUUGAAACUGAGUUCAGGAAGAUUCAGAGCGCCAUAGCUAAGGCUCAGCAGCUCAGGUUUAAGACGUUGGAACUGCUUGUGAAGAAGGUACUUGGGCAGACCAAGGCUGCAGAGUUCUUUGUGGCGUUUGUGAAAGUGCAGGAAGUGAUCCACAACCAUGCAGCAAAACUCAAGUUGCCAAAGGGUCCUUUAACAAUUCCUGUGAAGCACCUGGUGAUUAAGGGUUCAUUCUGAUGAAGGCCCUUUAAUGUUGUGAAGAAUGAGAGGAUGUAUAUGCUCAGCAUCCACCAUGAUAGAGUUUACAGAAACGUGUACAGAUUCACUGCUCUGCUUGAUGAUUUCAGUGUGCAGGACUAACUAACAAAAAGGUCACACUCUUUCCUCCUACAAUGCAGUAAACCCUGUUUCUUUAUGUUAGGAAGUUUUGGACUGGGUUUGGCAGAAUGAAUUGUAAGUAGAUAGAGGGUAUGUUGUUAAUGGAGUACAUAGCUAGUGCGUGGUUUGCUUUCCCGAAUGCAGUAUAUUGAUAUACUACAGAAUACAGAUACAUUGCAUAUAACAUUUGUCAGUUCAACGUUUGAUGUUUGGAACUCGAGAACAAAGUUGAAGCAACA
This is a messenger RNA of Linum tenue, 1545 nucleotides long. The record is from the annotation of a GenBank genome assembly. Lineage: Eukaryota; Viridiplantae; Streptophyta; Magnoliopsida; Malpighiales; Linaceae.